Messenger RNA from Peronospora belbahrii, 1236 nucleotides. The record is from the annotation of a GenBank genome assembly. NCBI's taxonomy places the organism in Eukaryota, Oomycota, Peronosporomycetes, Peronosporales, Peronosporaceae.
AUGGCCAAGUUUAACGUGCAUGAUGUAGCCCUACCGGACAUUAAGCUAACACCAGAGCGUCAAGCAGCUUUGAUUGCCGAAGUUGAGGCCGUGGUGCAGAGCACCCUUGAAUUACGAUCGGCCUUUGCUGCAGGAGGCCGUCAGCUCGAUACCUCGGCAUGGAAACUUGUACAUACGAAGGAUGAUGUGCGUGCCUACCGCUCGCGUCGUGCAUUGCAUGGGGCCGAUUUGUCUGAAAUGGGUACCGAAACAUCGGACGCGCUUUCAUCGUCGUCGUCUUCCAGCUCUAGAUCGACCAUACACAAACUCCCUGUCUCCGCGUCGUCGGUUUCUUCGCAAGAAUGCGAUCGGUUACGUGUCAAGAAGACAGUGCGCCCACCUGCCGUAGUGCUUUCGGGCACGGUUGACGGUACGGCUGAAGACGCCGCGCUAGGUAUCCUAGCCGACUCGGAACAGCAUUGUCUAAUGCGUCAAUCGUAUCUUGGUACGGACCUCGAAGACUCCCGUUUACUCUUUGUUUUGGUCCGACCGACUCCUGAAAAUCCAUUCUCAUUCAUUGGUGUCAAGUGGGGACGUCAGACGUACGGCCGCUUCAGCCAACCUCGUGACUUUGUUUUUCUUGAGUCGAUAGGUAUUACAAAGAACUCACGUGGAGAAGUUGUCAGCUACGGUGUGCGUCAGUCCACGGAUUUGUCGGACGUCCUGACACUGCCAAGCUCCCACGAAGUACUUCGAGGUCACAUGUCGGCGUGCCAGACUUUCACAAACAGCAGCAUCCCCGUGGCUGGCUCACGUCACCAUUCCGUUGAGAUGUUUACUCGUGCAUUCCUGCAGCUAGAUGGUGACUUACCCGUAAACGUCGCUGCUUCGGCUUUUGCUGAGAAGCUUAUGACACUUGUGAAUACAAUGGAGUGUGCGACAGCCUACAAGCUCACAUGGAUGAUGAAGCAGUCGUCUCGUCAAGCUCGCUCGGGUACCGGCGUUCACGGAUCAAGUAGCCACUGUUCCAACUGCACGCGUAGUCUCAAUAAAUUGGCCAACCUGCUGCUUCAGCGCGGAGGAACAUGUCAAGUCUGCCGCCGUUCAUUCUGCGGUAAAUGUUCGGUAUACAAAAAGAUUUCAAUCGCCAUCGGCAGCGAGGUGAUACAAAAGUCCAUGCUCUUUUGUCUCGAGUGCCUCUUGGAGGCCAAACAAAUUUCUGCUCGCGAAGUAGCCAUCGAACAGCAGAAGUGGUAG